Molecule: messenger RNA, 2450 nt
Organism: Neopsephotus bourkii (Bourke's parrot)
Lineage: Eukaryota; Metazoa; Chordata; Aves; Psittaciformes; Psittacidae
Gene: CD83
Product: CD83 molecule
Exons: 5
Coding region: 204-854 (216 amino acids)
Source: RefSeq, a predicted model, not a curated record
CAGAUUUAAUGGGAGGAGCACUGGCUCCUACACGUAGGGAUUUUUCCUGUGACGAAGAACUUUGGGAUAAGCCAUGUGGGGGAUUUCCCUCUCUACCUCCAGAAAUACCACUCUAGAAGCUGUAGCACUUUCACUUUGCUUUCACAGUCCACCGGGUGCAGAGGCACGUUGUUGCUGCUUUCUGUUUUGAAGCAGUAAAAGCCAUGUCUUUGGUAUUCUACACUCUACCCAUCAUUCUGAGCAAUGUUUGGUGCUUAAUCUGUGGGGCUUCUGUGCCUGUCUCAGACAUUGCUGUGAGAUGUGCUGAAGAAGCGCUGCUGCCCUGUGAAGCUCUUCGGGACACCUCAAUCACCUACCAGAGAGUGGCUUGGUAUAAAAUGGCUGGAGAAGGUGAAGAAAUAGCAUGGAAAGUCCUUGAUGUGGAAUCUCAAUAUCCAAAAGAACUUGGAAGGUCCCUGGGGCUCUCCAAUGACACCUUUUCACUGAGGAUCAAAAAUGUGACCAGCCAAAACAGCGGGACAUAUAAGUGCACUUUGAGGGAGCAGAGAGGAGAAAACAUUCUCAGCAGCACAGUCACAUUAAAAGUAACAGGUUGUGCUGGAAUAGAAGAUGAAAAAUUAAAAAAACACAAAGCUGAGCUUUUCAUGCUGACUUGCCUUGGGAUUUUUUACUUGAUGCUCAUCUUUUUCACCUGUAUGUGUCUAAGAAAAGAGAGCCUAUCUUCCAGUAGUCAAAAACCCAGACCAGAUAUGCAGCACAUGCUCACCCUCAUCAAUGUGCAUGAAAUGACAACUUUCCAGGCUUUAAACAGCAACAGCACUUGCAAAAAUGAGCUUGCUUCAGGUUCUGUCUAAGUUGAUGCGGACAGGACCGUGGGCUCAUCAGUAAACACAACAUAAGCUGGGUGGCUGAGUAGUAUGAAGAGGAAAUAAAUGAUAAUAUACAGCCUCUUCAGAACAGCCUGAAGGUAUCAGAAACCUGUCAGUGACUCUGCUUGUGCUGGACAAGCCUUCAACAAUGUUAUGCACUACAGUAACUUUGGGGAGUUAGGUGGCUAAGAAAUACCAUUAGAGCUACACAAUGCUGUUAUAACGCUGUUACGAAGUUGGUACCAACUUUAUUUCACUCUGCUGUGCAGCUCUUUUGCUGUGAGCAAGAACAGACCUGUGACAUGAAGACUAAGUUGUAGGGAAGCCAUGGUAGUACAAAGCUGGCAGAUUAAGCUCUCCACUGAACUAAUAGCUCACAUCUUUCAGAAGUAAACAGAAGAGGUGCUGCAGUAUGAAAAGAUAAGUGUGCAGGGCUUUUUAUUCUCUGAGCCUGAUUCUGGAUGUAGUACCUUUACUGCAAAUGGGAUGUAACUUGUCAUGUGAUGUUCAAGUAAGCUGAAGAGGUUACUUCAUGAUCUUGUCCUGGGUGGAUCAAAUGAACAUUCACUUUAGAAUCUGAGUGACAGGCUGAAAUGUAAGAAGGGGGAAAAUACUCUGGAAAUCUUUCUGGACUGAGAGAAACUUUCUAUUUAUCUCUGCAAGAGAAACAGGGACACAGUUCCCAGAGGCAUCUCUAGAUAGGUCAAACCAUAGGAAGCUUCAACAAGACUGCUGAAAUUGUUGAAAGACCUUGAAACAACAAAGAGAAGAGUGAAGAAGCCUAUGAUGUUAAGGAAAUGUAAAGAUGACUCAUUUUGUGGUUCGUAAACACGAAGCCAAAUGUAUGUGACACCUAUGUCAGUCAAGUUACACAAGUGAUGACCAUAGCCAUGGCUUGGAAGAAAUAAAUCAUCCAUAUCUUUAGGUUGUAUUAAGUCAGUCAUGGAAUACAGGAUUUGAAGAUGGGACAUAUAAACACUUACUUUUGGUGCUGACAAUGUGUAUGUAUGAGAAAUGAGGACAUGAGAAAAGCUGAACUCAAGAAGACAAUACAAGGCUUGUUCUCUUUGACCAAAGAAAGCAAGAGGAACUCUGGAGUCUGAAAUCAAGGCGCCUCCCUUAUCAGGCUGUUGGUGCAGAAGGUGAAGCAAGGAGUCUGGAGUGACUGCGACUGAUUAUGCCACAUCAGAAUUUGAGCCAAAACAUGAGAAUUUGCAAGCACUUAAGAACAUAAUAAAUAAAUAAAAAAAAAAAAUAAAGCCUUCAAGAGCUAAACUGCAGCUUUAGGAUUUUUAAUACAGUUUGGAAUUCCAGAUUGUUGACAAGGAGGCUCUUUGUGUAAUUCUUUGACUAGUUUUGAGAAGCUGAUGGGAAAAAAAGCACUGUGGAUCACUCAGUAUUACCUCUGUGAGCAGGCCUUAAGGGGGCUCCUGACCAGAAGAUUGCUUACAAGGGAUAUGCAAUUAAAGCAUGGUAAAUGAAUGCCACGUUUGCUUUUAUAUAAUCCACUUUUACAUAUAAAUAUGUAUAACAUACUUAAAAAUUCAGAAGUAACCUAGCAUUUGUUUUUGUGCACCACAU